This is a messenger RNA of Theobroma umbraticum, 1561 nucleotides long. Its product is annotated as lipid phosphate phosphatase 2-like. Gene Ontology annotation, cellular component: membrane. The record is from RefSeq and is a predicted model, not a curated record. Gene Ontology annotation, molecular function: phosphatidate phosphatase activity. Gene Ontology annotation, biological process: phospholipid metabolic process; phospholipid dephosphorylation. NCBI's taxonomy places the organism in Eukaryota, Viridiplantae, Streptophyta, Magnoliopsida, Malvales, Malvaceae.
ACGUCUUUUUCCCCCUCAGCUGCAUGUAUCUUUAGCCUACCAAAUCGUAACCGUCCCGCCAGUAGGUUUCUUUUCAAAGCCUCUCCCUCUCUCUUUCCUCCAGUGCUUCGUAUUUCUAGUUUUCCACGAACAACGAUUAGUGCAAGUAGAGAAGAUUGUUGGGUCAUUUCUGGUUUCCAUUCACUAGUUUCUCUAUUCUUGGGAAGAAUCUAAAAGUAUUUCCAGGGAAAAUAUCAAUACAUACGACUACUAAGUAUGAUAUUAUACGGGAUCUGUUUGUGUUGUUAGCCGUUCAAUAUUGAGUUCACGUAAAUUUCUGAGUUUGUGUUUUCACUCAUGGCUUGGAGCAAACUGGGAUCGCUUUUCUCUUUUCUGAAUUUCCAGCGUAUAUUGCAGCAACGGCGACAAGAACGGCAGCAACAGCCACAGUCAGAGAGAAUAAGGGAGGUUCAGAUUGGUAGACACCCUAUCAAAACACAUGGAGCCAAAGUCGCAAGGGAUCACUUGCAUGAUUGGCUAAUAUUGAUGCUUCUUGUAGUAAUAGAGGUUGUUCUAUUUAUAAUCCAUCCAUUUUACCGCUUCGUUGGAAAGGAUAUGAUGACCGACCUCAAGUAUCCCAUGAAACAAAACACGGUGCCGGUGUGGGCUGUCCCUAUGUAUUCCAUUUUAUUACCAAUCUGUGUAUUCCUUGUCGUCUAUUAUCGUAGGAGAGAUGUCUAUGAUCUGCACCACAGCGUCUUAGGCCUCUUGUUUGCUGUGCUGAUUACAGCUGUUGUCACCGAUGCAAUAAAAGUUGCUGUUGGUCGGCCACGGCCAGACUUUUUCUGGCGUUGCUUUCCUGACGGGAAGGAUAAUUAUGAUCAAUGGGGUAAUGUUAUCUGUCAUGGCAACAAAGCAGACAUAAAGGAAGGACAUAAGAGCUUCCCAAGCGGCCAUGCAUCAUGGUCUUUUGCAGGCUUAGGUUAUCUCUCACUGUAUUUAUCUGGAAAAAUCAAGGCAUUUAAUCGCGAAGGGCAUAUAGCCAGACUCUGCAUCAUUUUUCUUCCUCUGCUUGCGGCAUCUCUUGUUGCCAUUUCUCGAGUUGAUGACUAUUGGCACCAUUGGAACGAUGUGUUUGCUGGUGGCCUUCUAGGCCUUGUGGUGGCAGCAUUUUGCUACCGGCAGUUCUUCCCGAACCCAUAUGAGGAUGAAGGAUGGGGCCCGUAUGCUUAUUUUGAUGCAUUACUGGAGGAGACAAAUGCCAACAGAGAGGCUGCCCAGACCACAAAUGCACUUAAUGUGCGGAACAUGGAGGUACAAGUUGGGAAUCAAACGCCUGGAUCAAAUGGUGAUAACUUUUCAUCACCACCUUUGGUUUCUCAACCAAUCUCCAGAUUAGAUGAUAUCGAAUUAGGAAGGAGUUGAAGCUGCAUGUAUAUCUCCUGUUCUUGAUUAGCAUGUACAUUUAAGGAAGUAUACGACAACAUUAUGUAACUCAACCAUAUAUUCUUGUUUAGCAAAUUAAAUAGGAUCAUAAUGUUUGAUUUUCGUGAAUGCAAGAGUGAUUUCUGGUUGAUUUCUA